AUGUCGACCGGUCGCAGGCCCUACUUUAUCAUCUCUGCUCUGCCAGCUGAUGGCAUGGCCCAGCGAGACUUCGAGAUUAAGCAGAAAUCUCUCAACGAUAACGGCUUUGACUUUGAUUUGACUUUGGUCUCCCCGAGGCUGGGCUGCAGCGCAACCCUUGACAAGCUCGACGAGGCGGAACAUGUGGACGGGGUUAUCAUCGGCUUUGGGCUGCGUGGCCACCCAGCUCCAAGCAUCGCCAUCUUCCUCGAGCAGCUGGUUGGGAAGUUGAGGUAUCACCCAAAGAACGUCAAGCUUUGCUUCAAUUGGAGCAUACCUUCCAGCCUAGACGCCUGCCAGAGAGCCAUGAAAGAGAAGGCGGAGAAAGAGAGGAAGACUUCCGGGGCAGCUUGA
Molecule: messenger RNA, 393 nt
Organism: Diaporthe citri
Lineage: Eukaryota; Fungi; Ascomycota; Sordariomycetes; Diaporthales; Diaporthaceae
Exons: 3
Coding region: 1-393 (130 amino acids)
Source: RefSeq, a predicted model, not a curated record